AUGCUGACAGCUCGUCCAUUAUGGAGCCAUCUUCUUCCCGGUAGAUUGUUUCGGACGACAGGAGCGGAGAACAACUUUGGCAGCUUCCGGCAGCCUGAGCUCACCGAAAGGUUUGAGCUCGGUGUAUGGUUGUCUGUCAGGCAGACUGAUUCCGUCUCCCUUUUGCUAGGCCCUUUUGCUUCUGGCGCGACUUUGUGUGAAACUUUGAGCAUCGUUCAUCUCGAUAGCUUCGCCCUUGCGCUCUUUUCACGCGACCUCGAUUGCAUGUUUACAAACAAUGGCGUCAUGUGCUAUGCAGUUCGUUGCAUGAUGCAGGACGCGGAAUACGGAAUGGGACGCUGCUGCUUGCAACUUGAAAUGCACGUCUUGGACUCAUCCUACGCCUAUGUCUUUGAAAAUGUACAUGUUAUACAGUAG
Molecule: messenger RNA, 417 nt
Organism: Bipolaris victoriae FI3
Lineage: Eukaryota; Fungi; Ascomycota; Dothideomycetes; Pleosporales; Pleosporaceae
Exons: 3
Coding region: 1-417 (138 amino acids)
Source: RefSeq, a predicted model, not a curated record